Messenger RNA from Scatophagus argus, 6605 nucleotides. It is a transcript of the gene gria4a, whose product is annotated as glutamate receptor, ionotropic, AMPA 4a. Bases 338 to 3061 code for a protein of 907 amino acids. NCBI's taxonomy places the organism in Eukaryota, Metazoa, Chordata, Actinopteri, Scatophagidae. The transcript has 18 exons. The record is from RefSeq and is a predicted model, not a curated record. Gene Ontology annotation, molecular function: transmitter-gated monoatomic ion channel activity involved in regulation of postsynaptic membrane potential; AMPA glutamate receptor activity. Gene Ontology annotation, biological process: modulation of chemical synaptic transmission; synaptic transmission, glutamatergic; monoatomic ion transport. Gene Ontology annotation, cellular component: dendritic spine; AMPA glutamate receptor complex; plasma membrane.
AGAGAGAGAUACGGGGCGCGCAUGUCCAGUUCCUCCAUGCAGACUGUUCUCUCAGCUCGCCAAUCAUUCUAGCGAGUUUUCCCACUCUUUCUCUCUCCCCGUCUUUACAUGUGCACCGGACACACAGCUCUUUCCUGAGCGGACACUGCAGGGGAAGAAACGAUCGAGCCCACCAUGGAAUAGGAAUAUUGCUGGACAAAACGGGGGAAAAGAAACCUCUCUCAUCUUUCUUCUUUAUUUUCCCUUUUUCUGACGCCUUUUUCUUCUCUCUCGCAUCUCCCCCCGUUCUUCUCUCGAUGUCUCUCAACAGUUUCUGAAGGGAUUGAAGGAAAGAAAAAUGAGGAUUAUUAUUUUUUCUUGGCACUUUCUGGGGGUGUAUUCCGCCCUUUGGGGGCUGGCGACGGGGGCUUUCCCCAGCUCUGUGCAGAUAGGUGGAUUGUUCAUUAGGAAUACUGAUCAGGAGUAUACAGCGUUUCGACUAGCUAUCUUCCUUCACAACACCAGCCCGAAUGCUACGGAAGCUCCCUUUAACCUGGUCCCACAUGUCGACAAUAUAGAAACUGCAAACAGCUUUGCCGUCACCAAUGCAUUCUGUUCUCAGUAUUCAAGAGGGGUCUUUGCCAUCUUCGGCCUUUAUGACAAACGCUCUGUGAACACGCUGACAUCGUUCUGUGGGGCCCUGCACAUCAGCCUGGUGACACCCAGCUUCCCCACUGAAGGAGAGGGCCAGUUCACUCUGCAGCUCCGACCGUCCAUCAGAGGGGCUUUGCUGUCACUGCUGGACCACUACGACUGGAGCCGAUUUGUCUUUCUCUACGACACAGACAGAGGUUAUGCAAUACUGCAGGCAAUUAUGGAGAGAGCAGGGCAGAAUGGAUGGCAGGUGAGUGCUAUCUGUGUGGAGAGUUUCAAUGAGGCAGCAUAUCGCCGGCUGUUAGAAGACCUGGACCGACGUCAGGAGAGGAAAUAUGUCAUUGACCUGGAGCCUGAGAGACUACAGAGUAUCCUAGAACAGGCUGUCAGUGUGGGGAAACAUGUGAAAGGUUACCAUUACAUCAUAGCAAACCUGGGAUUUAAGGACAUAUCGCUGGAGAGGUUCAUGCAUGGUGGGGCCAACGUGACUGGUUUCCAGCUGGUGGACUUCAGCAGGCCUAUCGUUAUUAAACUGAUGCAGCGCUGGAACAAACUGGAUCAGAGAGAGUACCCUGGAUCUGAAAGCCCACCCAAGUAUACCUCAUCUCUAACGUAUGAUGGUGUCCUUGUGAUGGCUGAGGCCUUUCGCACACUUCGGCGUCAGAAAAUUGACAUCAGUCGCCGUGGCAAUGCUGGUGACUGCCUGGCCAAUCCAGCUGCUCCCUGGAACCAAGGGAUAGAUAUGGAGCGUGCACUCAAACAGGUGCGGAUUCAGGGCCUGACAGGGAACAUUCAGUUUGAUCACUAUGGUCGGAGGGUCAACUACACCAUGGAUGUGUUUGAACUGAGGAGCAACGGACCACGCAAGAUUGGCUACUGGAACGACAUAGACAAACUUGUGCUGGUCCAGAAUGAAAAUGCUCUGUCCAAUGACAGCUCAGCAAUGGAGAACCGGACAGUAGUUGUGACAACCAUCAUGGAGGGUCCCUAUGUGAUGCUGAAGAAGAACUGGGAACUUUAUGAAGGCAACGACCAGUAUGAGGGAUACUGUGUGGACUUGGCCUCCGAGAUCGCCAAACACAUCGGAAUCAAAUACAAGAUUUCCAUUGUGCCAGAUGGAAAAUAUGGAGCCAGAGAUCCAGAGACAAAGAUAUGGAAUGGCAUGGUUGGAGAGCUUGUGUAUGGGAAAGCAGAAAUUGCAGUGGCCCCGCUGACCAUCACUCUGGUGAGAGAAGAGGUGAUUGAUUUUUCGAAGCCCUUCAUGUCUCUGGGGAUCUCCAUUAUGAUCAAGAAGCCCCAGAAGUCAAAGCCAGGUGUUUUCUCUUUCCUUGACCCGCUGGCCUACGAGAUCUGGAUGUGCAUAGUGUUCGCUUACAUUGGAGUCAGUGUUGUGCUGUUUUUGGUGAGUCGCUUCAGUCCAUAUGAGUGGCAUGCAGAGGAACCAGAGGAGGGCACAACAGAGAUGGGCCCCACUGACCAACCUCCCAAUGAGUUUGGCAUCUUCAACUCCCUGUGGUUCUCACUGGGAGCGUUCAUGCAACAGGGCUGCGACAUCUCACCUCGGUCUCUGUCUGGACGUAUUGUUGGAGGUGUGUGGUGGUUCUUCACCCUUAUCAUCAUUUCUUCUUACACAGCCAACCUGGCUGCUUUCCUCACUGUGGAGAGGAUGGUGUCACCCAUAGAGAGUGCAGAGGACUUGGCCAAACAGACAGAGAUAGCCUACGGGACACUGGACUCAGGCUCUACUAAGGAGUUCUUCAGGAGGUCCAAAAUAGCCGUAUAUGAGAAGAUGUGGUCAUAUAUGAAGUCUGCUGAACCGACUGUCUUCACCAAGACAACAGCGGAGGGUGUGGCAAGGGUCCGCAAGUCCAAAGGGAAAUACGCUUUCCUCCUUGAGUCCACCAUGAACGAAUACACGGAGCAGCGCAAGCCUUGUGACACCAUGAAAGUCGGGGGGAACCUGGACUCCAAAGGAUAUGGGAUUGCCACACCGAAAGGCUCACAGUUAAGAAACGCGGUCAACCUGGCCGUUCUAAAGCUCAACGAGCAGGGCCUGUUGGACAAAUUGAAAAACAAGUGGUGGUAUGACAAAGGAGAAUGUGGCAGCGGGGGAGGGGAUUCCAAGGACAAGUCAUCCCAGGCUCUGAGCCUGUCCAACGUGGCUGGGGUCUUCUACAUCCUUGUGGGUGGCCUAGGCCUGGCCAUGCUGGUGGCCCUGGUCGAGUUCUGCUACAAGUCAAGGGCCGAAGCCAAGCGCAUGAAGCUGUCUUUUUCUGAAGCCAUGCGGAACAAGGCCCGUCUGUCCAUCACAGGAAGUGUGGGGGAGAAUGGCCGCGUCUUGACGCCAGACUGCCCCAAAGCCGUGCAUGCUGGCCACGCCUCCCUCCGACACCCCGGCCUUGCAGUGGUCUCCUCCGGACUGCCCUGAAAACCAAAAACACCUGCUGUGCCUUAACAACACACAAAUACAAACAUUCAGACUUUGACAAACACACACAUGCGCGCACACACACACACACACACCCACACAUACACACACACGUGCUUACAUACAGUCACAUACGUACCAUUUUCAUGCACAACACACACACACACAAAUGCAUAUGAUUACAGAUACUCAAAUGCAAAACAAAUACUCAGAUACAGAGACACUGAACAAACAUUUUUACACACUUGAAAACACAGACACAUCAUCAUCUCACCAUCCUGCUGCCAUUGACUUAUUAUACAAGAGGCAAGUGAAGUACAACUGUGGAGUGAACAGUGGAGAAAAAAAAAACAUAAGACAACUCUGACUAUCACACUUGCCUGCAGCAUUAAUUUUAUUGGGUUUUUUGUUUGUUUGUUUGUUUGUUUUUGUUUGUUUUCUGGGAGGAUACCAUCCUGAUAUCGACAAAACCAACAGGAAAGCCAGCACAGACUUGAGCUAUGAGCUGUGAACAUGACCACGAAACUGAUCGUGAUGAUGAUAGUGAUAGCGGUGAUGAUCAUGGCUGACAGUAAAGAAAAAAGAGAAAGACAACCAAACAAUUCUGUUCCUGCUCUCAUUGUCACGGACAGUGUUGGCAAGCAAGCCACGCCCCUUGAUAACGCCUUACUAAGACUACAAACAUAGUUUUCAUCAUCAUCAUCAUCAUCAUGGUCAUCAUCAUCUUAACUUGCCUGCAAAGACUGAGUGCCAGGUAUUUUCACCCUUAGAAGACCAGAAAACUGUAAUCUUGAACGUUCGGACUGUGCAAACCUGCUACUUUACCAUGGACUGUUCAAACCGAAUGAAAAUGCUUUCUUAGUACACAUAUAGAAUGAUUUCUCACCUCCCAAAAAAGAGAGUGAGACAAUCAGCCAUUAUAGAACAGAAGUAACCUCCAAACUCAUAACGUGUGGCUGAUCUCGGCUACAGAAUCCACAGGGGUUUGUAAAAGAAAAGAAUAAACCAUAGUAGUUAACAAAGUCCUUCAUCGACAACAUCACCAUGACAGUAGAAAUGCUAAAUAGCAAAUUGAUGAUCAUAUUUUUGCUGAGUGGCAAAGGUGAGGUUUAAACUGUAUAUUGAGUGAUGGAGAGAAAAAAUAAAAAAUACACGAGCUGAUCUCACACGGCUACCAAACAACGUGCUUCUCAACCUGAACACUGGGACCUUAUAGAAGUUUGCAAAAUGAAUGAUGGAGGCAGUGGGAAUAAAUAUGAUGUUUAUGGCAUUUGGGAUCAAACAAAUUCAGCCUCUAUGUCCUCUUGAAUAAUUAAUCCAAAUAACCAAGAAAAUGAAAAGACAAGUAAAAGUUCAUUAGUCUUUGCACAUUCCCCAACAGUGAGGUGACUCGAGCAGUAAACCAUUUGUUUCAAGGGCCAUAAUAAGGUUGAGAACCACUGGUCUAUGCUGUCUGUGCUUCAUUUGACUCAAACUAUAAAGACAUGUAGAUGCAGUUUUCAAUUUCUCUAAAAGUAAUGACUCCUAAUGGGCAGUUUGGUCAUCAUUUGAGAUCAUCAGUCUUUCCCAGUGGCCGGGGACAAGUACCGUAUCAGAAAGCUUGCUUUUUAAAAUAGUUGUAAAUAACUGCGUAGCAAAACAGAACUCACUUGUCUUUUUUAAUCAUCUUAGAUAACAAUUCAUUGCAAUAAUGAAUAUAAAAGAAAAUGCCACUACUUGUAAUUAAGAUCAAAUCUUUUUUUAUAAAUCUACAUAUUAUAUAUAAUACAAAUAAAUAUAUAUCUAUACGUCUAUAGAGAGCUAUAGAAAACAUUGAUCACAGAUUGUCAGAGGCCAUGGCAUACAUUCUGUUAUAUGGCUGUUUUUUGAUAACUUGAGAAUAUUAAUAUAUGUCAUAGUCUUUGUGUGUCCUACUCAACACUGAAUGUCCAUCUGGCACUCACAUGGACACACACGUAGAAACACGCUCACACACGUUGUUGCACACACAGGGUCGGCUCCGAGUGAUCACUCCAGCACCAUGAGAUGUUCGGGUGAUUUUGUUUCUGCCUGUCUGUCUGCUUCAUGAGUAGUUAUUCACUGUUUUUCAUUGUCCAGCACUGUUUUUACUCCAACAUGUUCAGCUGGUGGGCUGCAGAGACCCCUGAAACAGCACACAGAUGCCAGUAUUCAACACUGAAGCCCAUAUAAUGAGUACACAGGCCUCUACAGAGGAUAGGCCGCUGUGACUGCUCUACUGUCGAGAAACAAUGCUGUCUGACAUUUGGAGAGUGUAGCAUUUGUGUUACAUUUCACAUGACCUCAGUGCUUUUAGCUAUUUGUCUUCUCACCAGAUGUGAGUCAGCUACAGAUUGAAAUCCAGUAAAAACUGAGCAGGGUUUGCGCUUUUUGGGGACAAGAUUGGAUCCAUCAUGAUAGGCAAGGCAGGUGAUCAAGCCCUAUGAAAUCUAUUUUUUAAAAAAAAAAUCUGUAAAAAUCUGUUAUAUACCAUAUAGCAGCCUGUUUUGGCACAUUCACUUACUGUCAGCCUUGGGGAGAGGAAUAUAUGUAUCUCAUUAUUAUUUGAGGAACAAUUGAAGGAAAAGAACAAAAUAUAUUUUUGUGGAUUUACAUUAAAGCAGUUUUACUUCACUAUAAGCUAAUACAAAUCAGCAUGGUGGGGAUGCUUACAUGGAGAUUGUCAUAAUACAGUAAAAUGGGAAUGACUUACUGUUUUCUGUCCUGCUCAGCUCUUUUCCUCUUUAUCUUUCAUUCUACUUUUUCACUUGCCUUCUCUUUCUUGUUCCUCCUCUUGUUUUGUCUUCCCCUUCGCUCCACUUUAUGAUUUCAUCUCUCCUCCUGCCCCACUGUUAGACAGAAUUCUCUGUAAAAGUUCAUCUCAACAAUGACAAAUGACUUUAUUUUAUCCCCUGAUACUCUGCAAAAUAAUGGCAUAGAGAUAAAUUGAGAAAUUGUGACACCUAUUGACAAUCUGGGUUUGUUUCUGGCCCUAUGCUCUGAGCAUCUCAUACAUUUUUGUAACUGUUUAUAUUACGUAAACACACACACACACAGUGGAACUUCCAUCUCUUUGUAAAACUCACACGCAUACCUCAUCAUGCAUCAUUCCCUCAUCAAAUGUAUUCAAAUCAAACUCAACUUGAAAAGCAUAAAUUAUAAAAGAUAUCUUAUAACAAGUAUCUCGGACAACAGCCCUCUUUAUGGCUGAGGCAAACAAGUUUCCAACCACUUCCUCUCAGCCCGGGGGAUCAGUGCAGCAGUACUGCAGCAAUCCAGCAUGGGAGACGCAGCGGGUUUCUACAGUGGUUGCAUCUGCAAAGAGACAGUUAACACUGAUCUAGCUAUCAGCACACCAGACACCCCAGGCUGUCGAACUAUAUGUGAUACUGUUGUGUUUAUUUCUUUGCCACCUCCAGCACAUUAGAUUUCAUGCAUAGACAGCAGAAAGCUGACUGUUGGGCUGUCAACACUCUGGCUUUACCACGGUCUCUUUCUUCCUUUGUUUCUGUCUUUCCAUUUGGUUUCUUUUUCUAGUAAAACAUCA